Planococcus citri (citrus mealybug) is the source of this 2260-nucleotide messenger RNA. RefSeq names its product godzilla E3 ubiquitin protein ligase (gene gzl). Gene Ontology annotation, molecular function: ubiquitin protein ligase activity. Gene Ontology annotation, biological process: ubiquitin-dependent protein catabolic process. Lineage: Eukaryota; Metazoa; Arthropoda; Insecta; Hemiptera; Pseudococcidae. Bases 443 to 1750 code for a protein of 435 amino acids. The transcript is spliced from 9 exons. The record is from RefSeq and is a predicted model, not a curated record.
GUAAUCGUUUUCCCAAACUUUGGGCACAGUUCGUCGCGUAAUACGUGUACGGUGGCUUAUUUAUUUGAAAACGUUUCAUAUUUUUUAGUCUCAUUUUACGCGAAGACAAAGUACAACGAAUUUGAUAUUCAUAUCACUUCAGUCAAUUUCCUAUUUCAAGUACAAUAUUAAGAAUAUAAUAAUAUGAUUCAUUGUUGUGUUGUCAUCGCGUUCGAGUGCUACAUUACGCUGCAGUGAUGAUGAUGAUGAUGUUGUUGUUCAGUCCGAAGUUUGAAUUAAAUUCGGUAAUGUUCGCGACUUGCCUAUUUUUAUUAUUAGGUCGAUGAAGCUGAUUCGUGAAUGUUGGAUACGAUGCCGAUAAAGUUCCAUCAACUAGCAGAUCAGUUACCAAGCAUGUUUAAUUUUCGUCAUUGCAAAUUGAACAGGAAAAUUGUUUAAAAAGAUGUUAUUCAUAUUCCAACAUUCUUGUCAAGAUGUAUGGAUAUUCAUGACUUCAGCGUUUGUGAGCAUUUUUAGUAUGCAGUGUUAUGCCGAUAUAUCAGUUUACGAUGCUCGAACAAAUCAACAGAUCGAUGGGGGAUAUAUGGCAAUUGCUUCGAAAUUCGGACCGCCUUUUCCACCGGAAGGAUUCGAGGGUAUGAUCGUAAAGGCGAGUCCGGAAGAUGGAUGUCAAGGUAUAAUACCUCCGCCCACAAGAAGUAUCAAUUAUACUGGUAAAUGGAUUGCACUAAUCAGAAGAGGAACUUGUACUUUCGACGAGAAAGUGAGAAAUGCUCAAAAUGCCUCUUACGAUUUGGCUAUCGUUUAUAAUAAUUCCAGUGAAAUAAGUAUGUACACAGUAGAGCCAAUGCAUGCCUCCAAUGGUUCGGAUAUCAGAAUAUAUUCGGUAUUUGUAGGUUUGCAUACGGGAUUAAAACUCGAAAGGAGUUAUUUAUAUGUGAACGAAGUUUACGUUGUUAUCGAAGAUGAUUCUAAUUUCCCUUUCGAUAUAAACGCCGAUUUAAUUAUUCCUUUUGCCGUUGUAGUCGCUGUGUGUUUUAUCACGAUGAUUAGUUUUAUGAUAUGCAAAUGUAUACGAGAUAGAAGAAGAGCUCGUAGGCAUCGGUUACCAACGUCUUCGUUACGUAAGCUACCUAUUGAAAAAUUUUCAAAAGGUAGUCCUUACGAAACGUGUGCCAUUUGUUUAGACGAUUAUAUCGAUGGAGAGAAAUUACGAAUUUUACCCUGCCAACAUGCGUAUCAUGCCAAAUGUAUAGAUCCUUGGUUAACUCGAAACCGUCGUGUAUGUCCGAUUUGUAAAAGAAAAGUAUUCGCCGCCGAUGAACUACCUCAUGAAGGAUCUGACUCGGAUUCAGAUAGCGAUAACGAUGAACGAACACCAUUAGUCAGAUCUGAACCUCAACAAAGGCCAUUCCGAAGGCCGUUACUUUUACCUUGGCAACCCCGUGUACAUAAUCCUAGCAGUAGCGCGAGCAGUCGAAGCUCCGUUGGUGAAAGCGAAGGUACAUCUCGUCACUUGAUGCCGGCUCGUGCUAUACGUUCUGUAAAUUCAGCCGAUGACGAUUCCAUUUUAGAUUUGUCGACGUCCGGGUCUUUGUAUUCGUAUAACAGCACCGGGCAUGGAUCAGUGAAUGCGCUUCAGUUACCCCAAAGUAUCGUUUUUAGCGAUGGUAUUAGUCAGAGUGUUUCGAUCGAGUCAGAAGUAGUCCGAGAAUCAGAUAAUAAUUCUGAAAUAGCUCGAAACGUUUGAGGAAAAAACAAAAUCAUGUGUUUUAUACGAAUUGGUUAGUAUGGGUGUAUCGAAGAAAGUACACAUCAUUGAUUGAUUGAUUGAGUACGACCAAUGACGGAUUGAAACGAUAUAACGUGUUUUGUUUUCAGAAAUUUAGCUAGGCUGAAGCUAUUCCUUUUAUUUUCUUAGACUUAUAGCAAGGACCUGAGACAAUUGUUAACCACAUACUUAUAAAAAAAUCGUAUUAAUCAUUUUUUUUGUUAUUUUAAAUUUCAAACUCAUGUAAAGUAAGGCGCUGUUAGGUUUGAAUUUUGAACAUUUUAUACAGUUAGUGUCUUUUUUUUUUAUCUAUGUUAACGGUUGUACAUUAUUUUUAUUUACGUUGUACCUAUUUGAUAAUUUAAAUUUUUUUAUAACAGACUGAAAAGUUUUUUUUUAUCUCAGUGUGUGCGCGAAUCUGUUGAUGAAAAUUCGAGUUUUUUUUUUAGCUUGUUGAUGUGAAACCAAAAAUAUAUAAGAUUAUUAUUA